AUGGACUUGCAGGUGCGCCGCAUUAUCAGCUUCACGGAGGACGUCGCUGUUGGGCUGAGGCCGUUCCGCGAAAGGCUUCCUGAGUACAGCGCAGAAAUAACCAACGUGAUUGCCGACCUCUAUGCCAUUAGUGCAACUCUCACAAGCCUAGAGGGCCUUGCCCGCCAGUUCCCUCGCAACUAUGGACAUGUCAUCAAACCAGACCUUGAACGGACACUGGCCAGCUUGCGAUAUACUCUUAAUGAGAUUAUAAGUUCCUUUGGGAGGAUUGAUGGGAGACCAACAGCGGACAACUAUCGACGCGUAUGGCACGAUCUUGACUCGUACUUCCACGAAGAAGAUGGAUAUUCGCUGAAAAGGCGGUUGACUAAAUACAAACUUUUCCUGCAAGAGUUGCAAGAUGUCAUGCAAAAGUAUACUUCAAACCGGCUUCUAAUUGCUUACUUGCUCAUCAAUUUUCUCAUGCUAACAUUUCCCAUCGUCGGCCCCCGUAGUAAACGUGUAGAUGCUCACUUCAUGGCCGAAUUGCGGAAGAACAUCCUGAGGCUCCUCGAAGAACAGGAUAGUCGAUUUACCGCGCAUCUAGCUAGCCUCUCGCUCAGUCCAACAGGUUCCUCUAUGAACAGUAGCAUCGUUUCGGGAAGCUCGCAGGAAGGUCAUGGCGUUGGAAAGCGUCGAUCAUAUGAACGAGCAAGACCAGGUUUUCGGCCUCACCCAGCUCCAUUGCAUUCACCGGCAUCAUCCCAUGAAGGUCCUCCUCCAUGGGUUCCUGAGGUGCCAGUCUCGCCAAUCUCGACGUCUACAACCACCCAGUCCAACAUAUCAUCGGCUAUUCUAAAUGACCACUGGGCCAAGGACGUUUUUGCCUACAAAGGUCCAGGCAUUAAAUUUCGUGUCCGUGGAGAAAGUUCCAAAUGUCUUGGAGAAGAAGUGCAACCAGAUAUCAAGGAUUGGCUUGACAAGGAAGGGUUUGACGAGGUAGCAUAUCUGCCAUUUGACGAAAACCAAGGGUCCGCUAUCUCGGUCUUCUUCUAUGUUAGAGAAGGCGAUAACCGGGUGCGGAUUUUGUCUAACAGGAUAUCAGAAAUGGUGUCGUUCUUUUGCACCUUCCUUGCUCUUCGGUCCCAAGAUAAUCAUCGGCCAGUGCAAGACAUUCGUGACUUUGAUCUCGCAGCUGAGGAAGAGAUGUUUGGCGGUCCUAUAAUAGAUGACAAUCACAUGCAUGCAUUGCGUAUAUACCGCGACCGAGUUUCCGGUGCUAUUCGCCUACAGGCAUCUAUACACGAAGGCAGCAUGAAAAGAACACCAGUAUGGACAGCUUUCAUUACCGGCUAUAUUGAUUCCUCCUACUGGAUCCGUCGGAAUAAUAGCAAAGUGUUUUUGCGCGAGCUGCACCGAGUCAUUUUUUCUCCCGAAUACAGGCCUUCUAGGACCUCUCGUGGAGAACACGUUCUGCAAUUUACUUCCGAAAGUGGUGUGUAG
Molecule: messenger RNA, 1482 nt
Organism: Talaromyces atroroseus
Lineage: Eukaryota; Fungi; Ascomycota; Eurotiomycetes; Eurotiales; Trichocomaceae
Exons: 6
Coding region: 1-1482 (493 amino acids)
Source: RefSeq, a predicted model, not a curated record